Messenger RNA from Gossypium raimondii (Peruvian cotton), 1518 nucleotides. Its product is annotated as auxin-responsive protein IAA18. The record is from RefSeq and is a predicted model, not a curated record. The transcript has 6 exons. Gene Ontology annotation, molecular function: protein binding. Gene Ontology annotation, biological process: regulation of DNA-templated transcription. The coding region runs from base 493 to 1332 and encodes 279 amino acids. Lineage: Eukaryota; Viridiplantae; Streptophyta; Magnoliopsida; Malvales; Malvaceae. Gene Ontology annotation, cellular component: nucleus.
ACAAGUGGCUUACAUUUUAAGCAUAUGGGUCUUUUAUCUUCUUUACAUUUUUACAAUAAGAACACAGAACAAAACAGCAAAGCUUUUGCUUCUUGAGCUGAACAAAAAACAAAACCCAAUGUUGUUUUAGCUAUGGUUGCGUGAUUGGUGUUCUAAAAUUUUUCCUUUUUUUUUUAAAUUUCUUUCCCAUUUUUGGGUCAUUGAGUAAAGGGGAAUCUGUUUCUCUUUUUUAAGCUCUCUCUUUCAUGGCUGCCCUUCAUUUGUUGUCUUCUUCACAUCUUUUUAUUAUAGUUCUUUGCUCUUUGUGUUGUUAAAAACAAAACAUUUUGUUCUUUUAGUGUUGGGGUUUUUUUUUUUUUUAAUGUUCUUGCCUUGUUUGUUGAAAUUCCUCAGCGACCUUUCAUUUCUAUUCAUGAGUGUGACUCAUUUUUAAAGUUCGUUUCAAGUUCUUGUUCUUCAAAGACAAAAAACAAAAAGCUGUCUUGUUUUAAUAUGGAGAGUGGUUGUUCAAAGAAGCUUCUUGAUUUGAUUCCUCAAGAAAAAAAAUGGGGUUUCAUUGAAAAUCAAAAUGGUAUAAGCCAUGGAUCAUCAGAAGAGAAGAAACUAGAGCUGAAGCUUGGUCCACCAGGUGAAGAAGACGAGCCUUUGGUCUCAUUUGGGUAUUUUUCUUCAACGAAAAGCAAUGCAAAACAUGCACAUAAUAAGUUUCCACCACCACAGGAGGACCACCGUGGUGGGGUGGUUUUGGCUGCCUCUUGGGCCAAAAACCACCACCACCAGCCAAAGCCUCCCAACUGUUCUCAAAAGAGGACUGCUCCCGGUCCGGUCGUGGGAUGGCCGCCGAUUCGCUCAUUCAGGAAAAAUCUUGCAACCACUUCAAAACUAGCUUCUGAAUCACCAACUAGUCUCCCUCACAAGGUUGCUAACGAAAGAAAUCCAGCGGCCCCCGAGACUCGUGGUAAGGGUCUAUUCGUGAAAAUCAACAUGGAUGGAGUCCCAAUCGGACGGAAAGUCGAUCUCAAAGCCUACGAUAGCUAUGAAAAACUGUCGACUGCGGUUGGUGAACUCUUUAGAGGCCUCCUUGCAGCUCAACGAGAUCCCUCUGCUGAUGGACCGAAGCAAGAGGAAGAGAAAGCGAUUACCGGUGUAUUGGAUGGAAAUGGGGAAUAUACACUCGUUUACGAGGAUAACGAAGGCGACCGGAUGCUUGUCGGUGAUGUCCCGUGGCAUAUGUUUGUAUCGACGGUGAAGCGGCUGCGUGUGUUGAAGAGCUCGGAACUCUCCGUUAUCAACCUUGGAAGCAGUAAGAAGGGAAAGAGGGUGCAAAACUAGAGUUAAUUUUUCAUGUUUUUGACAAUUUCAUCCUCUGUUUUGCAUGGAAAUGUUGUACUCACAACAAUAUAUAUAUAUAUAUAUAUAUAAGUAGUUUUAUAUGUAAUUUUAUUUGACUUGUUGAACAUGCUUUGCCAUUUGGAACAGUGAAUCUUUAAUCUGAAGCAUAAAAGAAAUAUGCUCGAA